AUGUCCGUCCUCUUCCUCUCUCUUCUCAUGCUAAAUUCCCAUGCCACGCUAAGCUCGACAUUUCCUCUCCAUGCCCGCGGAGCAGACAUCACCGAGGAGGAACUCGUACACGGAUAUGUCGAUGACCCAAAAGGGAGAGGGACUGUUGGAAUCAUUGUCUCCUGUCUUGUCACUCUUGCCCUUUGUGUAUGCUCCGCGUUGCAGCUCAAUGUGCCAAUGAAAAGUGAGACAAGAACUCAACGAUAUCUACGCUACACCAAGUGGAUUCUUCUGGGCACUUUCAUACCCGAAUUGGUAGUAUUGUCUGCAUGGAAACAGUGGCUAUCUGCGAAGAGCAUGAGCUCCCAGAUGAAGAAAAUCUUCGACGAAGAACUAGCUCAACAAAAGGAAGGAGGGUCAGGGGUUGACAUAUCCAGUGUUAAUAGACUUCUAGCUCUUAAACUACAACAAGCUAACAACCUUCAGGGCUAUACCACGGACAAAGCUGUUGCAGCUGCCACUGGGAAAACACGAUGGACUUUCGUUCACAGCAUGUAUGCAGGCAUGGGAGGCUUUGCUUUUGAAAUGGAUCUUCUACCUCAAGGGGACGAAGCAUUUAUCCCGAAUCGAGAUCGACUUACGCUAACAGCACCCGGAGUCCUUCUACUUGCUCGCUGUAGACUUUUGCCAGUUAUCAGCCUCAAGCAUCUCGAAGAUAAAAGCAAACGUGACGGAAUUGAAAGAUUCAUUGUUUGUGUGCAGGCAGGCUGGAUGAUCGUACAGACAAUAUCCCGCGCGUUUUCACAUCAGACCAUUACGCUGCUGGAGUUCAAUACCUUGGGCCACGUUUUCACUGCAUUGGUGAUCUAUAUCCUCUGGUGGAAUAAGCCGAGCAAUGUCAAGCAUCCAACUUUUGUCCAAGGUGACGGAAUGGAAGCACUAUGUGCCUAUUUUUAUAUGAGCAGCAGGCUGAGUGGAAGGAAAGGUUUAACGAGGGUAAAGCUACGAUCAUGGCGUAAGCCAGAACUUGCAGGAUUUGCCUGGUAUGAUACUAAGCCCACCUCAGCGACUGACGUCGAGACACCUCCACAAGCAGUGCCACAGCUUUUGCUCAGCCCAAGCGUCUUCGUUCCUGGAUGGUCGUGGUUCGAAAAUGCCAAAUCACCACGCACCCCCGGCGAACCUGACAAGAAAAGCAUAGUAGAUGAAAUCAUGGGCAGAUUGAGAGCUCGACCCGAACCAUCCGCACCACCAAAUGAUAAGUCUUCCACUGUCAUCAAACGACUAGCAACCUUCGAAACUGUCGCCGCUACGGACGACACAGCCGCCAAACUUCAAACCCGUAUCGAGCUCGCCUCCUAUGCGAUUCGUACUUUCCCCGCCGUAGCCGAGCGCUUCACCCCUCGCACCGCAAUCACCAGCACCCCAUCCUCAUCCUCCAAUACUACAACAAGAACAACGACCCAAUGGAGCGAACCAAUCCUCGAACAACUCGUCCUAACCGCCCUUGGCGACUGGCCCUCCGACCACUUCCUCCCCUCCAUCAAUGACAAACUAAUGGGCAUGGCGAUGUGGUUGGCGUCCAUGGGCUACGGCGCCGUGCACGCCGCCGCCUAG
Molecule: messenger RNA, 1596 nt
Organism: Endocarpon pusillum Z07020
Lineage: Eukaryota; Fungi; Ascomycota; Eurotiomycetes; Verrucariales; Verrucariaceae
Exons: 1
Coding region: 1-1596 (531 amino acids)
Source: RefSeq, a predicted model, not a curated record